AUGGAUAGAAUCAGCAAUAUUUGCUCUUAAGUUAAGGCUAACGAAGUCUCCCUCACCACUAAGUCCCCUGAUGAUGUCGUUAUCUGCGCCGCCGUCAGAACCCCCUUAACCAAGGCCAACAGAGGUUUAAUGAAGGACACUGCUCCCGAACUUAUGCUCAAGCCCGUCUUCACUGAAUUAAUCAAGAGAGGUAAGAUUGAACACAAGGAUGUCCAAGAUAUCACCGUUGGUAACGUCUUACAAAUCGGUGCUGGUCUCUUCCAAGGAAGAAUGUCUGCUUACUUAGCUGGUUUCCCUGAUACCACCUGCGUCGUCUCCAUCAACAGAUUGUGCUCUUCUGGUCUUGAAGCUUGUGCUACUAUUGCUUCCAAGAUCAAGAUGGGUGUCAUUGACAUCGGUAUUGGUGCUGGUGUUGAAAAUAUGUCCAUGUAUGACAUGAACAAGUCUGUUGACCCUGAAAAGCUCUCAGACGCCGUCUUCGAACACGAUAAGGCCAGAAACUGCAUUAUUCCCAUGGGUGUCACUUCUGAAAACGUUGCUGAAGCAUACAACAUUUCCAGAGAAAUCCAAGACAGAUUCGCAGUUGAAUCCCACAGAAAGGCUGCCCUCGCCCAAGAAUAAGGUCUCUUCAACGAAGAAAUCGUCCCCGUCCACACUAUUGUCAAGGAUAAGGAAGGUAACGAAAAGGAAGUCACCGUCACCAAGGACGAUGGUAUCAGAAAGGAAACCACCUUCGAAGGUCUUUCCAAGCUCAAGCCUGCCUUCAAGCCAACUGGUGGUUCUACCACUGCUGGUAACGCCUCUUAGGUCACUGAAGGUGCUGCUGGUGUCUUAUUAGCCAGAAGAUCUGUUGCUGAAAAGCUCGGCAUGCCCAUCCUUGCCAAGUUCGCCUCAUACGCUGUUGCUGGUGUCCCCCCUGAGGUUAUGGGUAUUGGUCCCGCUUUCGCUAUCCCUGAAGCUUUAAAGAAGGCUAACAUCACCGUCAACGAUGUUGAUGUCUAUGAAAUUAACGAAGCCUUCGCUUCUCAAGCUUACUACUCCAUCACUAAGUUAGGUAUUGAUGCUAAGAAGGUCAAUCCUAAGGGUGGUGCUAUUGCCUUAGGUCACCCCUUGGGUUGCACUGGUGCUCGUUAAAUUGCCACCUUAAUCCCUGAAUUAAAGAGAUAAAAGGCUAAGAUUGGUGUCACCUCUAUGUGCAUUGGUACUGGUAUGGGUGCUGCCUCCGUCAUUGUCAACGAAUAACUCUGA
Messenger RNA from Tetrahymena thermophila SB210, 1248 nucleotides. RefSeq names its product peroxisomal 3-ketoacyl-CoA thiolase B. Gene Ontology annotation, cellular component: peroxisome. The transcript is spliced from 3 exons. Gene Ontology annotation, molecular function: acetyl-CoA C-acyltransferase activity. Gene Ontology annotation, biological process: fatty acid beta-oxidation; phenylacetate catabolic process. Lineage: Eukaryota; Ciliophora; Oligohymenophorea; Hymenostomatida; Tetrahymenidae. The record is from RefSeq and is a predicted model, not a curated record.